UGAUCCCUUUGCACACCUUCAUCAGUCUUUCGUAUCUCUAUCCAAGUAUCAACUAAGGGAGGCCGGAAAAAUGCCCAAGGCCAACAAGUCCACAGUCUCUCGCCGGGCAUGGAACCUCCUGCGUCUCGCGCUGCUCUGGGCGAGGCGAGGCGGGGCGUUCAAGCUGCAGCUCCGCCUGCUCAUGCCCAAGUUCCUCAAGACCAUCGGCCACGCGGCGACGCCUCGCAGCCACAUUUGGUACGGCGAGCGAGAGCUCUCAUUCGAGAAGACACCCAUUGUCCACGUGAAGAUGCACCGCCCUGGGCCGAUGUGCUUCAUGUUCCCGUGCAUCAACCCUAAAGUCGAUUUUGAUAUGGAGUACGACGACGAGGUUGGCGAUAGAGUUUGUAAUGGAUAUGAUAGUAUGAAGAAGAGCUUCUUCCUCAAAAACGGAGACAAGGAAGAGUGCUUUUAUGACGAUGACGACUAUGGGAGGAUCGAAUGUGACGAGGAAGAGCGGGGGAUCGACUCAAGAGCAGAAGAGUUCAUAGACAAAUUCUACGAGCAAAUCAAGCUGCAGAGGCAGAUGUCGUACCUCCAGUACAAAGAGAUGCUCAACCGAAGCACGAGUUAAAUAGUUAAUUCUCCGGUAUCGAGAACAUUCAAACUAUAUUCCAAUUUUCGUUGAGGAGUUUUUUUUGUGACGCAGAGUCGCGGCACUUAUGCAUACAGUCUGAGAUCUCCAGAGUUCCAUUGAUUCUUUCUUCAGUGCUUUUGUUUUACAGUUAAAAAUUGCAGUCACACACUGAUAUACCACUCAUAAGUUAUUAAGAAAAGAGAGGGAAGAAAAUUGUACCAA
This is a messenger RNA of Syzygium oleosum, 838 nucleotides long. RefSeq lists its product as uncharacterized. The record is from RefSeq and is a predicted model, not a curated record. NCBI's taxonomy places the organism in Eukaryota, Viridiplantae, Streptophyta, Magnoliopsida, Myrtales, Myrtaceae. The transcript has a single exon. The coding region runs from base 71 to 613 and encodes 180 amino acids.